AUGGCUUCUAAAAGACCUCUUCCUCGGGGAAACAAUAAAAGGCAUUUGUUCCGGAGCCUAGGAUGGCAUGUUUUCCUUUAUCUGACUGGAAUUAUUGUUGUUCGCGGACAAGUGCGGUACUCUAUUCCCGAGGAGAUGAAGAAAGGCUCACCUAUCUGUAACGUAGCGCAAGAUUUAGGGCUCGAUGUGACCAGGCUGCGAGCGGGCCGUGCCCGCAUGGUGACUGGAGAGGGCUUUCAGUACACAGAGCUUAAUAUAGACAAAGGUAUUCUAGUCGUCAAAGAGAGAAUAGACCGAGAGAAGCUCUGUGGCGACAUCACACCAUGCAGUUUCAGCUUCGAGAUCAUUCUAGAGAACCCAAUGGAAUUACAUCCUGUAAAUGUUUUAAUCCAAGAUCAGAAUGAUAACACACCACAGAUCCUUUAUCCAGUACAGACUGGUGGCUCUCUGGUGGCUGAAAUAAUGCCUCGUUCAGCAGAUGUGGGCUAUCUUGUUACUAAAGUGGUGGCUGUAGAUGUGGACUCUGGACAGAACGCCUGGCUCUCAUAUAAAAUGCUGAAAACCACAGAGAGAGCGCUGUUUGACGUCGGAUUGCAAAAUGGAGAAGUAAGAACUAUUCGCCAAAUCAGUGAUAAAGAUGCUGUGAAACAAAGACUUACUGUUGUGGUGGAAGACAACGGCCAGCCCCCCCGUUCAGCUACAGUUAUUGUUAACGUUGCCGUGGGGGACAGCUUCCCUGAAGUGCUCUCAGAGUUUACUGACUUGACAUAUAAUAAGGAUUACAAUGAAAAACUGACUUUUUACCUUGUCCUGGCCUUGGCUGUGGUUUCAUUUCUUUUCAUAACUUGCUUAGUGGUUAUAAUAUCAGUGAAAAUCCACAGAUGGAGACAAUCUCACAUGUACUAUGAGCCUACUCUCCCAGUCAUUCCGUACUAUCCACCACUUUAUGCAGACACUGGAAAUACAGGGACUCUACAGCAUAUACCUAAUUACGAGAUGUACAGGACAACUGAUUCCAGAAAGAGUGACUGUAAGUUUGCUGGACCCUGUGGCCAAAGUGUUUUGGUUAUCGAUUCCAGUUCUACAGGAGCAAUGACGCAUGCAUGCAGCAACAAACACAUCCUGGAUGAGGCCAACUCUCAGUUAGAGGUAAUUACAUGUACCUGA
This is a messenger RNA of Chanos chanos (milkfish), 1167 nucleotides long. RefSeq names its product protocadherin gamma-A8-like. Gene Ontology annotation, molecular function: calcium ion binding. The record is from RefSeq and is a predicted model, not a curated record. NCBI's taxonomy places the organism in Eukaryota, Metazoa, Chordata, Actinopteri, Gonorynchiformes, Chanidae. Bases 1 to 1167 code for a protein of 388 amino acids. Gene Ontology annotation, biological process: homophilic cell-cell adhesion. The transcript has 2 exons. Gene Ontology annotation, cellular component: plasma membrane.